AUGAGCCCGGGAUUCAGGGAAAACUCCACCCUCACCUGCCACCAGCGAAUCCACACGGGGGAAAAGCCCCACGAGUGUGAGAAGUGUGGAAAGAGAUUCAGCCACAUCUCCAGCCUGAUCAGCCACCAGAGGAUCCACACUGGGGAUAGACCCUUCGAGUGUGAGGAGUGUGGGAAGAGCUUCAGCCAGAGCUGCAACCUGAUCCGGCACCAAAGGAUCCACACUGGGAAAAGGCCACACAAGUGUUCUAAGUGUGGGAAGAGGUUUUCCACCAGCUCUGAUCUCGUUAAGCACUACCAGACGAUCGGAGGGCAGAGGAUCCACACGGGGGAGAGGCCCUACGAGUGUGGGGAGUGUGGGAAGCGGUUUCACAUCAGAGGCAAUCUCCUCAGGCACCAGCGCACGCACACAGACAAGAAGCCCUUCCGCUGCCCCGACUGCGGGAAGGGAUUCAGGGAAAACUCCGACCUCAUCACCCACCAUCGCAUCCACACCGGGGAGAAGCCCCACAAGUGUGAGGAGUGUGGGAUGAGCUUCAGCCAGAGCUUCAGCCUGAUCCGCCACCAGAGGAUCCACACUGGGGAGAGGCCCUGCGAGUGUUCUAAGUGUGGGAAGAGGUUUUCCACCAGCUCUGAUCUCGUCAAGCACUACCAGACACACACACAGGAGAGGCCCUACGAGUGUCCUGCUGGUCUCAGUCUGGGUCCGACAGCGGUGCCAGUCUCGGUGCUGGUGCUGAUUCUGUUUUCAGUCUUGGACUCAGUGUCGGUCUUGGUCUUGGUUAUAGAGCGAUCCCAGUUCCAGUGCUGGUACUGGUGCUAG
Ficedula albicollis (Collared flycatcher) is the source of this 822-nucleotide messenger RNA. Its product is annotated as zinc finger protein 239-like. Gene Ontology annotation, molecular function: DNA-binding transcription factor activity, RNA polymerase II-specific; RNA polymerase II transcription regulatory region sequence-specific DNA binding. Bases 1 to 822 code for a protein of 273 amino acids. Lineage: Eukaryota; Metazoa; Chordata; Aves; Passeriformes; Muscicapidae. Gene Ontology annotation, cellular component: nucleus. The transcript has 4 exons. The record is from RefSeq and is a predicted model, not a curated record. Gene Ontology annotation, biological process: regulation of transcription by RNA polymerase II.